Molecule: messenger RNA, 3809 nt
Organism: Lycium ferocissimum
Lineage: Eukaryota; Viridiplantae; Streptophyta; Magnoliopsida; Solanales; Solanaceae
Product: E3 ubiquitin ligase PQT3-like
Exons: 17
Coding region: 637-3459 (940 amino acids)
Biological process (GO): protein ubiquitination; mRNA processing; ubiquitin-dependent protein catabolic process
Cellular component (GO): nucleus
Molecular function (GO): zinc ion binding; ubiquitin protein ligase activity
Source: RefSeq, a predicted model, not a curated record
UCCCCCAAAUUGAUCCCCGACAAUCAAUCAGCUUCGUCUCUCUUCCUUGGAGAAACCCUAGUUCGGAGUUCCUGCCUUAGCUUUCUCUUCACUUUUCCGUUCAAUUCUCUUCAAAAUUCAUCGUUCACGAAGAUGAAUUGACAAGUUUUCAGAAGAAUUAGCGGUUCGGUUUUCGCUAAUUGGAUUCAAUUCAAUUCAAUCUGAAGAAUUGAGGUUUUAAAACCCUAAGAUUUACAGGAUUGAAUGAAUCAUCAACUUCAAGUGAUGACGUGGCAGUGAUUUGAUUCAGGCGUACCAAAGCAGCUGAUUUUUGUGCUAUUUUGAUAGAUCCGACCCGAGAUCGGCCCAGUUGAAGGAGUGACGUGGCAGUGAAUUGACUAAAAAGCCCUUAGAGUGAAGCUUUGGAUGUUCAACUGAUCUGUUGAAGGAAUUUGGUUUGGAUUGAUUUUAGUUGUGAGAUAGAAAAAAAAAAAAAAGAGCUUCUUUUAAUUAUUUUUGUACUUUAUUAUAUCAAUUUUUCUUUUAGUUCAAUAUUCAGGCGGGCCUAUUGUGAUUAUUUGAUCGGCCUAUUUGUUGUUGUUGUUGUUAUUGAUUUGUUUGAGGAAAAAAAAGGAAUUUUAAGGAAAAAACUGAGUUAUGUCAGUUUAUUUUAAGUUUAAAAGUGCUAAAGAUUAUGAUGCUAUUCCAAUUGAUGGUCACUUUAUUACUGUUGGGAACUUGAAAGAAAAAAUAUUCGAAUCCAAGCAUCUAGGCAGGGGUACAGAUUUUGACCUCGUUGUCACCAACGCCCAGACUAACGAAGAAUAUCUUGAUGAGGACACAUUGAUCCCCAAAAAUACUAGUGUUUUGAUUCGUCGCGUUCCUGGACGACCUCGCAUGCCCAUAGUAACUGCACCUGUAACAGAAGCAGACGAGCCUCAAGUAGAAUACCAAUCUGAGGAGGCUCAAACAGUAAAGAGUAGUUUUGUGGGGGGGGAGUCAUCUGCCACCAAAUAUAAUGACGAUCUCGAUUGGGAUGAAUUUGGAAAUGAUUUGUACGCUAUUCCUGAAGCAACGCCAGUUCCGUCAAGCAACCAAGUGCAGGAUGCUCCUCCUCCAAGUAAAGCUGAUGAGGAGAGUAAGAUCAAAGCUUUAAUUGACACUCCAGCCUUAGAUUGGCAGAGUCAACCCUCUGAUGGCUUUGGUGCUGGUAGAGGUUAUGGACGAGGUCCAGGUGGAAGAAUGAUGGGUGGACGUGGCGGGCGUGGUUUUGGUUGGGGUGGUGGAUUGGAACGGAAAACACCACCGCCGGGCUAUAUAUGCCAUCGUUGUAAGGUGCCUGGGCAUUUCAUUCAGCACUGCCCAACAAAUGGUGACCCCAAUUUUGACAUUAGGAAAGUGAAACCUCCAACUGGCAUUCCGAAGUCCAUGUUAAUGGCAACCCCAGAUGGUUCAUAUUCUUUACCAAGUGGUGCUAAUGCAGUUUUAAAACCCAAUGAGGCUGCUUUUGAAAGAGAAGUUGAAGGGAUGCCUUCUAUACGAUCCGUUGGUGAUCUUCCACCAGAGCUUCAUUGUCCCUUAUGUAAAGAAGUAAUGAAAGAUGCAGUGCUAACAAGCAAGUGUUGUUUUACGAGUUUCUGCGAUAAAUGCAUAAGGGAUUAUAUCAUCUCGAAGUCGGUGUGCGUCUGUGGGGCCACAAAUAUACUUGCUGAUGACCUGUUGCCCAACAAGACUUUGAGGGAUACUAUUAAUAGAAUACUGGAAUCAAAUAAUAGCAGUGCAGAGCAUGGUGGUAGUGUUCUUCAAGUCCAAGAUAUGGAGUCAGCACGCAAUCCCCCACCUAAGAUUCCCUCUCCUGCACAAUCUGCAGCUUCAAAGGGAGAGCUGUUACCACCACCACCUCCUCCUCAUAAGGAGGAGAAUUCUAAACCCCAGGAGAGUGCUGGAGAGGGUAAGAAUGGCAGUGCUCCACAGCAAAUGUUGGAUAGAGGGAGGACUUCGAAGGUUGCAGAUGUUUCUGAAGCCACACGCGAGUCGGUUAGUGUUAAAGAACAUGCGUCCCAGGGAAGUGCUCCAUUGGCUGAUGAAGAAGUUCAACAAAAGGCUGUAGUUGGGGAGGCAGGAAAGAAAAAAAAGAAGAAGAAAACACGAUUGCCUUUGAACCCUGCUGCUGCGGAGAUGCAGUGGAGAGCUGCUCAAGAUCUUGCUAAUGAGAAUUAUAUGAUGUCCAUGGGUCCUUCCGCCUAUAAUCCUUAUUGGACAGGCAUGCAACCUGGAUUAGAUGGUUUUGGAGGCCCUUAUCCUGGUGCCAUGCCAUAUAAUCCUUAUGGGCCUGGUCCUCUAGAUGUUCCCUUUAUGCCUCCAGUCGUACCGCAUGAUCCAUUUGGUGGACAAGGUUUUAUGAUGCCUUUCGGUCCUCCAAUGCAGAGGGACCUUGCUGCAGACUUUGGGAUGGGAUUUAAUGCUGGCCCACCGAUCAUGAGCAGAGAAGAAUUUGAGGCUAGAAAGGCUGACCUGAGAAGGAAGCGUGAGAUCGACAGACGUGGAGAGAGCAGGGAGUUUCCUAAAGAUAGGGAGCAUGCAAGGGAAGUUGGGAGCGCUGCUGAUGGCCCUUCCCUGAAACCCAAAUCUAAAGCUAUUCCUCCACCAUCAAGUUCCAGCCGGCCCCGCCAACCUGAGAGGCCUUCCCCGGACCUUGACCACCACCGCCGACGGGAGAGGCCAUCACCAGACCAUGACCGCCACCGCCGACCUGAGAGGCCAUCGCUGGACCUUGACCACCACCGCCGACCUGAGAGGCCAUCGCCAGACCUUGACCACCACCGCCGACCUGAGAGGGCAUCGCCAGACCUUGAUUACCACCGCCGACCUGAGAGGCUGUCUCCAGACCGUCGAUCGCGUGACCCUGAACUUCCUCGUCCUUCUUCCAAGAGAAAGCAUGAAGAUUAUGACGAUCAUCACCAUGAGGACCGCCACCGCCAUGACCACCAUGAGGACCGUCAUCACCGCGACCAUUCCCAUCGCAGCAGCAGUAUCCAUCACCGUUCAGAAUCUUCAGCUAGCGCCAAACCAUCCUCCACAGGCCCAUCUGAACCGCUAUUGGCAGUGUCAUCCAAAUCCGCGGAUAAGAAGAAGGCAAGUGUUUUUUCUCGCAUCAGUUUCCCAGCUGAAGAGUCAGCAGCAGCUUCAAAGAAGCGAAAGGUGUCAUCCUCGAGUGAAGUGCCAAUAAGUUCUUCGGCGAGCCACAGGGGUGCCACAUCAAAUGGGUAUCAUGAAGAGUACAGAGCGGCUACUGGAUCAAGGAAGAGUGCCGCUGCAAGUGUGGAUUAUGAGAGCAGCGAUGAUGAUCGGCACUUCAAAAGAAGGCCUUCAAGGUAUGAGCCAUCUCCGCCAUCGGCUGCUGUAGAGUGGGAGGAAGAGGAGCGGGAUAGGCCUCCUCCUCGGCAUAGCAAGGGGUCCAGGGAAAGGGGAUUGAGAUAGUAUAUGACAAGUGAGAGACUGAAUUCGUAAGAAUUUUUCAUGGAUAAAGAUACAGAUUCAGAAGGCGCAGGCUUCUUUGGGAACAUCGAAAUCUGGAUCUCCUUUUCUGCGUGAUACCAUCUCUGCUUCACAGAGUUCUCAGGGCAAAGUUAGAGAUGAGUUGUAGUUCGAUGCUCGAGAGAUUAGAAAUGGCACAAAUUUACCCAUCUAAGGACCGUCAGCAUGGCAUUAUAGUGCAUUGUUGUAGAUUCUAUCCAAUAUUUGUAUCAUCUAAUGAUGCCAUAUAACUGUUAAUUACAAACACCAGAAUUUCAGAAAUAAGAUUGCGGGUUCUCCGUUUUUAUUGCAAA